Messenger RNA from Pseudocercospora fijiensis CIRAD86, 2868 nucleotides. RefSeq lists its product as uncharacterized. The record is from RefSeq and is a predicted model, not a curated record. The annotation marks the transcript as partial. Gene Ontology annotation, molecular function: ATP-dependent chromatin remodeler activity; ATP binding. Lineage: Eukaryota; Fungi; Ascomycota; Dothideomycetes; Mycosphaerellales; Mycosphaerellaceae. The transcript has a single exon.
UCAUGACUUCGCGGCGUGCGACGGCGAAGUCGACCUCUCUUGUGGGACGCCGCAAGAUUGGGAAGACGAGGAAGAAGGCGGGACGCCGCCACGAUGACGACCCGGCGGAAAGCGACGACGAGAACGACAUGCUCGAGAGUACGCUGCCGCCGUACCUGCAGCAGAGGAGAGCGGAGCAGAGGGAGGAGGAGGCUGCGGGAGGCGAGGGUGCGCUGAGAAUGCCGCCCUCACCUCCAGACGAACCAGAGCUGCAAUGGCGGCGAGACCUCGCCGAGAAGCCACAAUUGCCUGGCCUCACCGCGCCAGAGGCUCACGCAGACCGGCCGACGCUCGACGGCAUAGGCAGCAUCCCUGCGCCUAUCGCCAAAUUCCUGAAGCCCUAUCAGGUGGACGGCACGGAGUGGCUGCACCGCCUGUUCGUCACGCAGAAAGGCGGAAUCCUCGGCGACGACAUGGGCCUUGGCAAGACAAUCCAGAUCAUCGCCUUCCUGACCGUGGCCUUCGGCAAGACAGCAGACGAGAGAGACGCCAAGCGCAUGCGCGUGUUCCGCAACAAGUACGAAGACCUCUGGUACCCGCGAGUCCUCAUCAUCUGCCCCGGAACCCUGAUGGAGAACUGGAAGAACGAGCUCGACCGCUGGGGAUGGUGGCACGUCUACACAUACCACGGAAGCGCCGUCGAGAAAGACUCCGCUCUUGCCGCAGCAGCAAGUGGCCGCCUCGAGAUCAUGAUGACUACAUACACCACUUACACCAACAGCCAGGAUGCCAUCAACCAGAUCAGAUGGGAUUGCGUGAUCGCAGAUGAGUGCCAUUCCAUCAAAAACCACAAAUCCGAAACCUCUCAAGCCAUGAAUAACGUCAACGCGCUUUGCCGCAUCGGCCUCACUGGCACCGCCAUUCAGAACAACUACGAAGAGCUAUGGGUACUGCUCAAUUGGACCAAUCCUGGCUGCGUCAGCUCCCUUGCCUCGUGGAAGCGCCGAAUAUGCGUGCCGCUCAAGCUCGGACAAAGUCAUGACGCAACCAACUCUCAGCUGAAGAAAGCCCGCGAUCUGGCCAAGAAGCUUGUACAGAACCUGCUACCAAGAUUCUUCCUCCGCCGUACAAAGGCACUGAUUGCACACCAACUACCCAAAAAGACAGAUCGAGUCGUGUUCUGCCCACUCACCGAGACACAAGCUCAGGCAUACAACAACUUUGUCGACCACGAACUCGUCCACGCGAUUCGCGAUUCUCAAGAGCCAUGCUAUUGUGGCUCCGGCAAGAAGCAAGGCUGGUGCUGCAUGGCUUACGUUGAAGGAUAUGGGCCUUGGAACAUGUUCGUAUUUCCAGUGCUGCACACCAUUCAGAAGCUUUCGAACCACCUCGCGCUCAUGCUACCGACUGGCAUCGCCGACCCAGAGAAACACGAGAAAGAGCUUGACGCGAUGAAGAUUGCCCUUCCAGAUCUGUGGAAAGACCUGUACCAAACACGCGAUAACAUUAAGCACAAAGCAAAUGCAGAAUUCUGCGGCAAGUGGAAGGUAUUGAAGAAGUUGCUGAAGCUUUGGUACGACAAUGGUGACAAAGUCUUGGUCUUCUCGCAUUCGGUGAAGCUACUCACGAUGCUUGAACUACUCUUCAGGAGCACGACUACCUACAAUGUGUCUUAUCUCGACGGAAGCUUGAGCUACGCAGCUCGACAGGAGGCUGUGGACGAGUACAAUGCAAACCCGAACCAGUUUGUCUUCCUGAUCUCUACAAAAGCUGGAGGCAUGGGCAUCAACGUGACAAGCGCAAACAAGGUUGUCAUCAUGGAUCCAAACUGGAACCCAGCAUACGAUUUGCAAGCACAGGACAGAGCAUAUCGGAUCGGCCAGACCAGAGACGUGGAGGUCUUCCGUCUUGUUUCAGCCGGCACAGUCGAAGAGAUUGUAUAUGCCAGACAGAUUUACAAGCAGCAGCAGGCGCAGAUCGGCUACAACGCAUCGGUCGAGCGGCGAUACUUCAAGGGUGUGCAAGGCCAGGCAGAGCACAAAGGUGAGAUCUUUGGCCUCAAGAACCUUUUCGCCCCGCUCAAGACGAACGUCGUGCUGCAAGACAUCGUCAACAAGACCAACAUCGCCGAAGCUAGAGCAGGAGUAGAGAUUGCUGGCCUCGAGCUUGAAUCAACUCCAGGAGAUGAGGAUGAAUUUGAAGCAAUUGGACGUGCGCAGAGAGAGUCGACUGAAGCAGGAAUCAGCGACCUCGCAGCAGAAAUCCUGGACGAACCCAGCCGCAAGCGCAAACUGCAGCAAGACAACGCCAAGAAAGACGCCGUCAAAGCCAUUUUGGCAUCAGCUGGCGUAGAAUACACACAUGAGAACGCAGAAGUCAUCGGCACGUCGAAAUGGGAAGCCAAGAUUUCGUCGCGAGCACAGAAAGCCGGCAACGACCUUGACUACAUCGACGAACGCGCCUUUGCCAAAGCUACCCAAGACUCCCAAGAAGCUGGGUUCGUAUACCCACAGGACGACGAUGACGACGACGCGAUUGAUUUGGACGAUGGUUUAGGCAAGAUUCGGUACAAAUACCGCCCUCCAGAAGACGUCCGAAUGCGUCAAUUCUGCACCAUGGCCAAGAUGUAUGGAUAUGAGGGCAAAGUUUCGGAGUUUGCUUUGGUGGUCGAGGGCUGGAGUCAGGAGGAGAGGAGGGAUUGUUUGGAGAGGUUUUAUAAGGAUCGGAGAGAGAUUUUGGUCAAGCAGCGCUCGAAGUAAUGUUUUGGGACGAAGCGCUUGCAUCAACGAGUGGUAUGUUUUAUGGGUGGUAUGAGUUAUGAGAGAGAUACCCACCUUUGCCUUUGCCUUUGCGGGCGAGGCUAUGAAUUUGCAUCAUGUUUUUGCUUCG